Lodderomyces parapsilosis is the source of this 2436-nucleotide messenger RNA. RefSeq lists its product as uncharacterized. Gene Ontology annotation, molecular function: Hsp90 protein binding; telomeric repeat DNA binding. The record is from RefSeq and is a predicted model, not a curated record. Gene Ontology annotation, cellular component: cytosol. Bases 1 to 2436 code for a protein of 811 amino acids. Gene Ontology annotation, biological process: telomere maintenance via telomerase; protein stabilization. The transcript has a single exon. Lineage: Eukaryota; Fungi; Ascomycota; Pichiomycetes; Serinales; Debaryomycetaceae.
AUGACCAACGACAUUGAACUUUUAAAAAAUUAUCCUAGUAUCACAGAAUUGGACCGUUUUUUGGACAACUAUAAGAAUCCUUCGUUUCCAUUGAUUAGCGCGUUGUUGAACUAUACUGUGCCACAGAUUUACCUGUCUUUGCCGAACAGCACCGAGUCAAAGUUAAGGUACAAAUUCCAGAGCUUAAUUGGUUUUGGAAACUUACUUAGUAAAGUGUCAAGCGUACUAAAUGUACCAAACAGUGAUGCCGAACUAAGGGUCUACUUUGAUUUUUUAUUAUCGGUAGUCGAUGAGCAAUUUGUUGUCAACAUUGCAUCAAAUAGAACAUCUCCAGAAUUGAAAGAGAUUGACAAACUUGUGUUUAAGGGGAAAUUGUUAUCAGUAGUGAAUGAAGUUACUAUAUCAAAAGGCUGGGAUAUUACUAAUGUGGCAUUACAGUCGUCUAAGUCAUAUGCCCAUUACUUGUCCACCGGUGUUGCCAAGUUGUAUCAACAAGGGUUACAGCCAGACAUUUUUGUGCAAUCACUUCUCAAUUUGAGUGCAGAAUCGCUCAUAGAGUUUUUCAGUAUCUUUUUCACUCGUGAUUACUGGGCACAUUUUGAAGAGACUCUCCAUCGUCAAAAAGAUUUCCAAAGAAGAGAUUUCACGAAGCGAUUUUUUUUAGCAUAUGUCGUUCUCAUAGUCACUGAUGCAAACAUGUUGCCUUUGUUCAACAUUCUCAAGUCCUUUUGUGAGUACAUGGAUGAGAAUUUCAUCGAGAGUGUGGUGGUGAGAUCAAAUAAGGCACUCAUACUGUUGAUCGCUGCCAUACUAUCACAAAAAACUGGUGAAACUGGUCCUUGCAUGCCCCCUUUCGUUAUGAGUCAGUUGCAAAAAUGGUCAGAUCCAAUGUAUAUCAAAAACGAGCCCAUUACAAUCCAAGAAUUUAGGACAUUUCUUAUUUUUCAACUACUUAGCCGGUGCAAAGAUGGCGAAUUCAUAAAAGGAUUGACAAAAAACAAGAUCUGUCUCGAGGGAAUUAGCAAUCAUCUUCAAUCAUUUUCAAUCAAUGCGAGGUCGCUAGGUAUCAUUCUUGCGGAUAGGAUCUGUGAGCUAAGCGGAGAGCUCAAAAUUUUCAAGUCCACAAACAUUGGCCAUGAUUAUGAUGAGCUUUUGGCUCCAGUUGAGGAACUUGAAAGCUUGAGUGUUGAUGUUGCAUGGGAAUUUUUGAAGGAAGAAAACACUAACUCCCCCAUUCACAAGCCGGUUGCCAGUCAGCCAAAUUUAGAUAUUCUUGCUGACACCCCCAUGGAGGAUACUUCAGAUGAUGAUGGCUCCCUACUUCCCAAACCAAAAGUUCCGGAGCCCAUAUAUGUAAAAGACUUGAUAUCAUAUAUCUCCAUCGAUUCUAAAAAACCCCAAGCAUAUGAAAUGCGCCGAGUUGCUUUAUUGCAAGGUCCAACUCUUUUACGACGAAAAUCACGUCAAGGAAAUGAGGUUGAAUUUUAUUCUCAAGAUCUACUCGCAAAUCUCAUUGCCUUGGACAAUUUUUACAAUGACCCAGACUUUGAUGAUUUAAAGUUGGUCAAUAUGGUUAGUGUUAUCGUCACCAACCCUAAUGUAACUUUCUAUAUGUUUGACUUGUUAUUGACGGGGGAUUAUUCGCUUCAACAACGAAUGUUUAUCCUAUCCGCUACGUCGCUAGCUGCACGUGAACUACGCGGUAUCAAGGAUGACAUAGUUUUUCAAUCGUUUACCGAAAAGUCAUUUCCAACAAAGCUACUUCCUUCUUCGUUACACAACAAAUAUAUUGGGGGAUUGAAGUAUAUAAAUCAAAUUGAAAAUGAACUUCAAGAUUCACUUAUGCAUGAUGCUUCAAGUGAUGCUAAAGAUCAAAUAAUCGGUAAAGGUAAAUUGGUACGCAUCUCACGAUCACUAACCCAACCAAAGGAUGUACAAACAAGGGAGAAACCGGUAAUUCCCAACUUUUACAAAAUUAUCGGAACAAAUUUCUUUUUCCCUUUGCUUAAUGUGUGGUAUGAGUCUGGAUCCAUUGAUAUUGGACACUACUCGCCAAUCUUCAUUGCUCAAUAUAUCAAAACAUUGAGUUUAUUACUCCACGUUGCGUACCCAUCGUCGACACAACUUAAAGACAUGAUCAAAGAGUUUAUGUUGUUGUCUUGCACUGUGAUACGAAAAGUGACUUUGGAAGAGAUUCAAGUUAUUGAAUCAAUACUUACUGGAAUAUUACUCAUAUUGGAAUUGAUUGACGCUGAGUUUUUGGUGCUCGACUUCAACGAUGAGAUAAUGUUGGUAUAUAAUUGGUUAACUGCGACAUGGGAAGGAAUUAUUGAUAACAGAGUCAAGAGCCUUGCUGCUGGCUUGUUAUUGAAGUUGCAAGAGGUUUCAAAGAAGUUUGAAAGGACCUUGAUUGACCAGGAUUAUGGUCUAUAUUGA